Molecule: messenger RNA, 1114 nt
Organism: Aedes aegypti (yellow fever mosquito)
Lineage: Eukaryota; Metazoa; Arthropoda; Insecta; Diptera; Culicidae
Gene: eIF3g1
Product: eukaryotic translation initiation factor 3 subunit G
Exons: 3
Coding region: 165-983 (272 amino acids)
Cellular component (GO): eukaryotic translation initiation factor 3 complex; cytoplasm
Molecular function (GO): translation initiation factor activity; RNA binding
Source: RefSeq, a predicted model, not a curated record
CGAUGGGAUCGACUUCGAACUGUCAUCCUGUUCUGUCACCGAAACUCGAUCGGCCAUUUUCGCAGUGCUGGUGAAAAACGAAAGCACGAAACAGCUUAUUUUUAACAAUUUUGUGCAAGAAUCCCUUCUGAAUCACCAGUGAAACAUUCGCAAAAGCUAAAACGAUGCCUGCACUAGACGAAAUCAAAUCUUCCUGGGCCGAUGAGGUGGAACUGGAUUCCGGAUCGCUUCCGCCGCCAACCGAAAUCAUCGAGAAUGGCCAGAAAAUUGUCACCGAGUACAAGUACAACAAGGACGACAAAAAGGUGAAAGUGGUCCGGACUUACAAAAUUACCCGGCUGGUGGUCCCGAAGAGCAUUGCAAUGCGGAAGAACUGGUCCAAAUUCGGCGACUCGUCCAAUGACAAACCCGGUCCCAAUCCUCAGACCACAAUGGUAUCGGAAGACGUCUACAUGCAGUUUGUGAGCAACAAGGAAGAGGAACAGAAAUCGGACAACGCCCUGGAUUCGCUGAAGAACAUUGCCAAGUGCCGUAUCUGCGAGGGAGAACAUUGGUCGCUGAGCUGUCCGUACAAGGGAACGGCGUACGAAGCCGGAAAGGCCAAGCCUGUGGUGCCAGUACAACAAGAAAUGGCGCCAACGACGGCAAAGAGUGGCAAAUACGUUCCUCCGAGUAUGCGAGACAGUCAGAAGCCUGGCAUGGGCGGAAACCCAAGAGGACGUGACGACACCACCGCUAUUCGCAUUUCCAACCUGUCUGAAGCCAUGACGGAAGCCGAUUUGGAGGAGCUGGUCAAGAAGAUCGGCCCUCACAGCAAGAUGUUCUUGGCCCGCGAUAAAAAUACCGGCCUGUGCAAAGGUUUCGCCUACGUUCACUUCAAAUCCCGCCGCGACGCUGCUACCGCUAUCGAGCUUCUUAAUGGGCACGGUUACGACCAUCUGAUUCUGAACGUGGAAUGGUCCAAGCCUCAGAACCCACAGUAAAAUGAAGAAAAAACAGUUGAUAAGCUAAGUGCUAAGAAUUAAGUUGUGGUACGCGUUAUAUUCUGAUUCAUGUUGAUGUAAUCCCAAAUGGAAAGAAUGCUUUUCAAUAAAUUGCGAACUGGAACAAAAAA